AUGGCAUCGGCAUCUCCUACGUUCCAGGCAAAGAAGGCACUACGUAAACAUAUCAAGGACCAAAUUUCAGGAAUCUCACCCACAGAGAUCGGACGUCAAUCGAAGGAGGUAACAGAUCAGGUGCUCAAGUUACCAGAGUUUGGACACGCAACAAGGAUUAGCGUGUAUCUGUCAAUGCCCAAGGCAGAGCUCUGUACUGCCAACAUUGUCAGGGAAGCACUUAGUCAGGGCAAGCGAGUGUUUGUUCCUUACAUCCAGAAGCUUUCCGAAUCCACCAAGUCACGUAGUUACAUGGAAAUGUUCGCAUUGCACUCACAAGAAGAUCUUGACAGCCUGCAACCUGACGCUUGGGGUAUUCCAACGCUCGGUAGAGCCUCUCUCCAGCGCCGAGAAAAUGCAUUAGGAGGGUUGGGACCUAUAGAAGGAAAUGAUGGGGAGAACAAAGAUAUAUUCGAAGGUCUAGAUAUGGUCCUGCUUCCAGGAGUGGCGUUUGACCACUCCGGAGGAAGGCUGGGUCAUGGAAAAGGCUUCUAUGACCAGUUUUUGCAAAGUUAUUGGGAAGCGGCUUCUCGAAAUAACAUCAAUGCAAAAAUGCCACGUCUCAUUGGUCUUGCUCUGAAGCAGCAGCUCUUGCCGCCAGAUACCACUGUUCCCACGAGCACGGAUGAUUGGAGAGUAGAUCAGAUCAUUACCGGCUCCUAG
Endocarpon pusillum Z07020 is the source of this 702-nucleotide messenger RNA. RefSeq lists its product as uncharacterized. Gene Ontology annotation, cellular component: mitochondrion. Gene Ontology annotation, molecular function: 5-formyltetrahydrofolate cyclo-ligase activity. The record is from RefSeq and is a predicted model, not a curated record. The transcript is spliced from 3 exons. Gene Ontology annotation, biological process: folic acid-containing compound biosynthetic process; tetrahydrofolate interconversion. NCBI's taxonomy places the organism in Eukaryota, Fungi, Ascomycota, Eurotiomycetes, Verrucariales, Verrucariaceae. Bases 1 to 702 code for a protein of 233 amino acids.